Messenger RNA from Penicillium nucicola, 1986 nucleotides. Its product is annotated as putative glucokinase regulator family protein. NCBI's taxonomy places the organism in Eukaryota, Fungi, Ascomycota, Eurotiomycetes, Eurotiales, Aspergillaceae. Gene Ontology annotation, cellular component: mitochondrion; nucleoplasm; cytosol. Gene Ontology annotation, biological process: response to fructose; amino sugar catabolic process; negative regulation of glucokinase activity. The transcript is spliced from 4 exons. The record is from RefSeq and is a predicted model, not a curated record. Gene Ontology annotation, molecular function: fructose-6-phosphate binding; carbon-oxygen lyase activity; carbohydrate binding. Bases 1 to 1986 code for a protein of 661 amino acids.
AUGGAUCUAGCAAGUUUGUCCAAACUUCAAACCGAGGAGGUCAAUCCUCGGACAGUGCAUAUUGACCAGAUGUCAACGCUGGAAAUGUGCACUGUGAUCAAUGCGGAGGACCAUUAUGUUCCAGCCAGCGUCGUGCCUUGCUUGCCUGCUAUUGCUGGCGCUAUCGAUGUAUUGGCCCCCCGUGUGCGCCGAGGUGGCCGAGUUAUAUAUGUUGGUGCAGGAACAAGUGGAAGACUGGGCAUUUUGGAUGCUUCGGAGAUCCCACCGACAUUUGCCGCUCCUCGCUCGCAGUUUAUUGGCCUUAUUGCAGGAGGAGAUGAUGCGAUUCGGCAAGCGCAAGAAGGCGCAGAGGACAAUGAAGAGGCUGGUGAGGCAACUAUGAAGCAGCUCAGCCUGGAUCCUGAAAUUGACAGCAUCAUCGGCAUCGCAAGUUCAGGUCGCACACCUUAUGUCAUGGGGUGUCUUUCCUUUGCUCAGAAGCUUGGCUGUAUAACUAUCGGGGUUGUCUGUGCAGCGCCAUCGGCCAUCGGCACCACAGGGAUUGCAGACUUUCUGAUCACACCUCUACCAGGGCCUGAAGUGGUGACUGGUAGCACGCGACUCAAGGCCGGCACUGUGACCAAGCUUGUUUUGAAUAUGCUGAGCACAGGUACCAUGAUCCGCACUGGAAAGACUUAUGGAAACAUGAUGGUUGAUCUUGUAGCCUCCAACUUAAAAUUGAAGCAAAGAUCUCUGAAUAUUCUGCGGAGAUUGAGCUCCAAGUGCCAUACUCUGUCAGAUGAGGACCUGUAUACUCUUCUCUCGAGGUGUAACCAUAGCGUCAAGCUGGCUAUAUUGGUCGCUGAAACUGGCGACUCAGUGGAGACGUGCGAGAUAUACCUCAGAGCUGCUGGUGGGGUUUUGGCUAACGCAAUGACUGCUGUCUCCAAGCCCAUUAUUCCUGAGGGCGUGUCUGGUAGGCCAUUUACUUUGUGCAUCGAUGGUGGAGGAACAAAAUGCGCUGCUGUGGUCACAGACGGUGCUGAUAUCGUCUUUCGAGGCUGUGCUGGUCCCUGUAAUUUGACUGAUAGUAUCGGGGAUCUAGACAUGGUUGUCGCAACACUGCUGGAAGCAACAAGAUCUGCCUUAAAAGAGCAUAUCCCAAGUGACCCAGAACAAGUAUACUCUCCUGGGGAGUAUCUGCGAUCAUGCUUCAGCUCUGUGUGGGUUGGGCUGGCUGGUCUGGAUAGAGCUGGCAUUAAGGAAUCGUUGGCGCCCAGGUUGGGUGAGGCUUUCGGGCUCAAUCACACAACUGGCAUCCGUUUAACCAAUGAUGUCGAUCUCUUGACUGCCGCGAUCCCCCAGCACCUGGCGCCAUCCUCCGUAUUGGUUCUCAUUGCCGGGACUGGAAGUGUUGCCAUGCGAUACAGCCCGUCGCGUGAAAAUGGUUAUACCUGUGUUGCAAGGUCCGGUGGCUGGGGCCACAUGCUUGGAGAUGAAGGCGGCGGUUAUGCUAUCGGUCUAAAGGCCAUUCAGCAUACCUUAGGUGUCUUUGAAGAGAUAACUCUGGGAAUUGAAACAUGCGAGGUAGGCAGACUUGAGCUAGCCGUUGCGGCAACGCUUGGCUGUUCCGGCUCUCCAAGCGCUAGUAUCGACAUGUUGAACCAGAUCCUCUUAGAUAAGUGCACCCAGAAUGCCAAGUCACGCAUCGCUAGUAUUGCCCGGGUUGUUGUUGGACUUAUUGGAGAAAACGAGACUGCAGACGCCAUUUUGAAUUCUCAGAUUGCCCUACUGGUAGGCAAGACACUUGGCCGACUGGUCAACCCCAAGGGGACUCAUUAUCGGUUAUCAGAGUCAUCCGUGCUCAUUCUGGCCGGAGGGUUGAUGAAGAAUGAGUUGUAUCGAGCUGCACUAGAACAACAUUUAUACCACCAUCAGUUGUAUUUCUAUCGCACAGUGGUUGUGGAAGAUGCGGCGCUCACAGGCGCAAGAUAUCAACGGUCAUGA